Molecule: messenger RNA, 690 nt
Organism: Phragmites australis (common reed)
Lineage: Eukaryota; Viridiplantae; Streptophyta; Magnoliopsida; Poales; Poaceae
Exons: 2
Coding region: 1-690 (229 amino acids)
Source: RefSeq, a predicted model, not a curated record
AUGGGGCAAUUCAGCUUGGCCAGUGAGGAGAAGGGUAGGAAGAAGGUAACAUCCAAGAAGAAGAAGAAGGCGGAGCCAAAGACUGACCGAACAAAGUGGAUAGACGAAGAGGAUGAGCUGCUCAUGUCGGCAUGGUUAAACGUUAGCCAGGAUCCUGUGGUUGGUACAAAUCAGUCGAAGGAGAUGUAUUGGGGAAGGAUCGCCAAGUACUUCAACACAUAUAGGAAGCCAACCAAGAUGACUAGGUCCGAUAAGGCUUUAAUCAACCACAUGAAGCUCAUCACGGAUGCGAUGGCUCGAGCAUGCACGGCAUAUAAGGGCAUUGAGGGGAAGCCUUUUGUAUACACGCACUGCUGGGUCAUGCUUGUCGACCACCCGAAAUGGUACGCCCACGAGUCCGCAAAGGCGCAAAAGAUGCAAGAUGUGGUGGAUGCACAAUCCAGCCAAGCUGCAUGCAAUGAAGUGGCGAAUGACGCGGCCUCGCACGCAUCGACGGAGCUUCCUUGGCCUAUUGGACGGGACACAGCAAAAGCGGCCCGUGCGCGCAAAUCACCUUCUACUGCAUCGUUGGCUACCGUGUCUGGUAGGAUGUAUGAAAGGCACCUAGCUGACCUUAGCGAAGCAAAGAAGGUUAUGGUGGAGUUGAAGAAGGAGCAGAUUUCGGUAAUACACUUGCAGGCAUCUGUAUGA